Molecule: messenger RNA, 3660 nt
Organism: Clupea harengus (Atlantic herring)
Lineage: Eukaryota; Metazoa; Chordata; Actinopteri; Clupeiformes; Clupeidae
Exons: 3
Coding region: 1-3660 (1219 amino acids)
Source: RefSeq, a predicted model, not a curated record
AUGGCUCUACUGAUUGGGACCAUAGGGGAAUUCGUUCCGAAGAUGGAGUCUUGGUCGGCGUAUGUUGAACGUUUGGAGCAAUUCUUCGAGGCUAGCGACAUUGGAGCGGAGAAGCAUGUUCCUACAUUGAUAAGUUGCAUGGGCCCAACAACCUAUGGAUUAUUAAGGAAUUUAGUUCAACCGGACGUGCCGAAGGGAAAGACGUACAAGGAUAUUGUGGAUGUACUGAGGAAGCAUUUGGAGCCUAAGCCGUUAAUUAUAGCAGAAAGAUUUCGUUUUAACCGCUGCAGUCAAAAGGCUGAUGAGACUGUGACUAGCUAUGCAGCCGAGCUAAAGCAGUGUGCUGUGCAUUGUGAGUUCGGGGCAUCGUUGGAUGAGGCGCUGCGGGAUCGCUUAGUCAGUGGAAUUCGCAAUGAAGCUUGCCAGCGACGGUUGCUGUCGGAAGCGAACCUGACUUUUGCACGAGCUUUUGAACUUGCUUUGAACAUGGAGACUGCUGAGAAGGACGCACACCAGCUCCGGAAGCAAGAUUCACACGGGGAGCCUGUGCACAAAGUGGAAGCGCGGUCAUUCAACUCAACGGAGAGGAAGUGUUACCGUUGCAAUGGUAAAAAUCACAGUUCAGAAACAUGCCACUUCAAAGAUUCAGCUUGUCACGCCUGCGGUAAAACAGGGCACAUUCAAAGGGCUUGUAAAGGAGGAGUGAACAAAAGACGUCAGGAAAGUUAUGGAAAGAACACGAGAUAUGUGGAGGCAGAAGAGACUGAAUUUCCAAUGUGGACAUUAAAGAGCGACAAGGGCUGCAAACAAGCAUUCAGAACAAGCUUUACAGUGGAUGGUAAAGAAAUUGACAUGGAUAUCGAUACUGGGGCUGCCCAAACAGAACAGCUACCUGUGAUUGUAGCUAAAGGUAGUCGUCCAGCAUUAUGUGGCAGGAACUGGUUAAAGAAGAUAACCUUGGAUUGGAAAGAAAUAAAGCAUAUAAGUGAGAUGCACCAACCAAAAUCAAUUGAAGAAGUGUUGGAAUUACACUCCGAAGUGUUUAAGGAUGAAUUGGGCACUCUGCGUGGCAUUACAGCCAAAAUUCUUGUAAAUCCGGAUAUCAGCCCGAAGUUUUGCAAGAGCCGUCCACUACCGUUUGCCAUGAAGGCAAGAGUGGAUGCUGAGCUAGACCGACUGGAGAAGGCCGGCAUAAUCUCACCCGUUAAACACAGUGAAUGGGCGGCGCCGGUGGUGCCUGUGGUAAAAAAGGACAAUUCAAUUCGGUUGUGUGGCGAUUAUAAAAUAACUGUAAAUCAAGCCACCACCACAGAGACCUACCCACUACCUCGAAUUGAGGAGCUAAUGUCCACACUGAGCGGUGGGAAAUUGUUCUCAAAGCUUGACCUCGCCUCAGCGUACCAGCAGGUCCUUCUAGAGGAGGAUUCGAAGAAACUACUGACCGUCAACACACACCGGGGUCUAUUUGUGUAUAAUAGACUCGCUUUUGGAGUUAGCUCAGCUCCCGCCAUUUUUCAGCGAAUUAUGGAGAACCUCAUGAAAGACCUGGAUGUAGUCGUCUAUUUAGAUGAUUUGUUAAUUACAGGAAAAACUGAACAAGAUCACUUGCAGAAGCUACAAGCAGUGUUGCAGAGACUUCAGGAGAGUGGCUUGAGAGUUAAGAAAGCCAAAUGUGAGUUUGGGAAAAAGCAGAUUGAAUACCUGGGGCAUGUGUUGAACAGCCAAGGCAUCCACCCCUCUCCAGGCAAGGUAAAAGCAAUCAAGGAGGCACCAGCCCCAUCUUGUGUUAAAGAACUGAGAGCUUUUUUGGGGCUAGUUAAUUACUACGGGCGAUUCGUGCCUAACCAAAGCACAGUGCUAGCUCCUCUCUAUAGGCUGUUAAAAGACCAGGUGGAAUGGGAGUGGAAGAGGCCUGAGCAAGGAGCCUUUGACAAGUGCAAGGAGUUGCUAAUCAGUGACAAGGUACUUGUGCACUAUGACCCUGAUCUACCACUCACCCUAGCUUGCGAUUCUUCAGCCUAUGGAAUAGGUGCUGUCAUUCAACAUGAGAUGCCAUCGGGAAAGAAACGUCCAAUUGCUUACGCAUCAAGGACGCUCGCCCCUGCUGAGAAAAAAUACUCUCAGAUUGAGAAAGAAGGACUGUCAUUGAUAUUCGGAGUAAAAAAGUUCCAUCAAUACUUAUGGGGAAGGAAAUUCAAACUCGUGACAGAUCAUAAACCCUUGCUGACUCUGUUUGGAGAACACAAGAGUCUACCCACUAUGGCAGCAGCUCGAAUUCAAAGAUGGGCGAUCAUUCUCUCAGCAUAUGACUACAGCAUUGAGUACUGUGCGUCAGAGAAACACAGCAAUGCAGAUGGACUUUCAAGAGUACCUUUGCCUGACACGGGCGAGGCGCGCACAUCCCGUACGGACAAUGUGCUGUCCAAGGUUCUCAGAUAUGUUAUGACUGGAUGGCCUAAUGAUGUGGACCAAAGUCUGAAAGCCUUCCACACACGCAAAUGUGAACUGUCAGUUGAGCGUGGAUGUGUGCUUUGGGGCACUAGAGUAGUGUUACCUGAAAAACUGAGAAAGACUGUGUUGAAACAAUUGCAUUCUGGUCAUCAGGGUGUUUUUAAGAUGAAAGCCCUGGCACGCAAAUACGUUUGGUGGCCUAAGAUUGAUUCCGAUGUGGAGCAGAUAUGCAAAGUCUGUGAGAGUUUCCAGAUGGAGCAACGGAUGCCUCGACAGGUACCAUUGCAUCCAUGGGAGUUUCCAGGUCAGAGCUGGAGAAGACUGCAUAUAGACUUUGCCGGCCCUUUCUUAGGGCACACCUUCAUGAUAGUGGUGGAUGCGUAUUCUAAGUGGCUGGAGGUGUUCAGAAUGCCAAGCCUCACCUCACAAGCCACCAUCACUAGACUAAGGAGACUGUUUGCAGCAUACGGUCUUCCUGAGCACGUUGUCACUGACAACGGGACACAAUUCACAUCAGAGGAAUUCAAGAACUUCAUGCGUCAGAAUGGAAUUCUGCACUCAACGAGCGCCCCUGGCCACCCUGCCAGCAAUGGCCUCGCCGAAAGGUAUGUACAGACAUUUAAGAGUGGUAUGAAAAAGCUUGGACAGACCACUAUGGACAUAGAGGACAAGAUCUCUGUGUUCCUGAUGCAGAACCGCUGUACUCCAAAUUGUACCACAGGUCAGUCGCCUGCGGACUUAUUCUUGAACAGACAUAUGCGUACUCGCUUGGACCUGAUUGUUCCUGACUCCGCGGUUACUGUGCGCAAGAAGCAAUAUAUGCAAAAGUUCUAUCACGAUCAACGUGCAGUAAACAGGUCUUUUACUCUGGAUGACCCUGUAUAUCUACAGAAUACAGCGGGGGGAAGAGAAAAGUGGAUUCCGGGUGUCAUAGCCGAGCAAACUGGACCAGUGUCCUACAAAGUGCAAGGGACAGACAGUGACGGCACCUACAGGAGGCAAGGUGAUCAAUUGAGAGCCCGUGUCCCAACCGAUGACCUAGAUUUGAAUACGGACUGUACCACCACUGGCCCCGAUGUGAUCCAGGAUGACAAUCCAGCACAGAAUGCCAAGCCCGUGCAAAUGGACAAUGCAGAGAUGCAAGCGGUACCUCAAACUCUUCGCCGCUCAGCCAGAGAAAGGAAGCCACCUGAGCGCUAUGAACCUUAA